CGUGUACAGGGCAGGGUUACAAAAUGCAUCCAAAUUUUAUUUCUUGCAAACUAUCUGGUAUUCAGUACAGUAUAAGUAUUAGUAAUAGACAACACUUACAGCAUGUUGUGGAGUGUGUCUGUCAUCGUCUUGCUUGCCUUGUGCUUGAAAGCAACUAAUGGUCAGGCCGAAGACAUUCUGAUUGGUACGCUCCCCAACUUCCAACACGGCGUAAGAGGUCAGCUGUAUCUAAGAGACACAAACACACUCGUCAUUCAAAACUUCUUCUACGACGGCCUUGGACCAGCUACCUUCUUAUACUAUUUCAAGCCUGGCCAGCAAAGGGGCAGAGAUAAAGGGAUCAUCAUUCCCGUGCCGGAUGGAGACCCUCCAGAAGGGAGCUUUGUUAGAAGACGUCGCUAUACAGGAGAUCAGUUGGUGAUUACAUUGCCCCAAGGCACAAAUGCGUGUGAUAUUGGAGAGCUGACCAUCUGGUGUCGACCGUUUAACGCUUACUUCACAGCCAUCACGUUUAAUCAUGGCACUCUCUUUGAGAAGGCUGAACCCGAUGAAUGUGUCAUCAAGGGAAGAGGAGGAGUUUCUUCAACUGAGCCGCCAUCAGUUGAGAUUACCACUCAAGCCCCUACAACUGAAACUGUCACUACAGAAGCACCCCCAAGAGGUGUAGAGAUUGGACCAUUUCCUGGUAAUACGUUCCAUGGUAUCUCUGGAACUCUCUUUGUACUGGACUCAGAGACACUGCUCAUCAAAAACUUCAACUACGACGGCAAUGCACCAGGUGCCCUUCUCUACUACUACAGCCCUGGUCAGGUGCCAGACAGGAACGGAGGAGGUUUCACCAUACCAGUACCCCGUGGAGAUGAGAACGGAGGGUUUGUGAAUGGGCGUAGCUACACGAACGUGGACUUGUUGGUCCCCCUACCUGAGGGCGUGGACGCAUGUGACAUUGGCACACUCACAAUCUGGUGUGAGCCAUUCACUGUCUUUUUUGCAGUCUUCCCCAUACCAAGAGAAAACAUAUUUGUACAAGGAAUCGAUGAGUGCCAACUAAAGCCUAAGUUAGGGACGCUCAUACCAUUCAAAUGUCCUGAUGGGAAGUCUGUCGGUUCGGCUGGUGAUUGUCAGUUUGACAACUGUGUUGCCCUUGAUGACCAGCUACAGCUGUCCUGGACCGUCAGAGAUGAUCAGAAAAUGAUAGACUUUAGACUCUGCGGCUGUUUAAGUACCGAUCCAAACCUGAACCAGUACAUGGGAUUCGGACUCAGUGGCAGUACCAGCCGGACGUUCAUGCUUGGGGCAGACCCUGUCAUUACUUGGGUUGAUGAGACCACUGGACCACAUGCAGUCGACUACUUCCUCACCGGCUACUUUCAGUGCCGAGGUGGUCGCGGUGCAUGCCCUGACGAGGACCAUUUCAGUGACAGCUGCUCAAAUGACAUUGUGUCUGUGAGUGGAUCCAGACAGGGAGGGCAGCAGUGUGUCAUCUAUACACGAAACUUCUCUACCAAUGAUACAUGCGAUCUUCCCGUUGACCCUGGAAACCAGAACCAGUACAUCGUGUGGGGGGUGGGCGGACUCGGAGAGACGGCUUUCCAGCACUUUAAGAGAGCAUCAGCGACUGACCCGCCCAUCCAUUUUGGCAGGACACCACAGAACCAGUGUCGCCGUGAAGUCCAGUGCCAACAGUGCAGUGAAUCGUUUGAGGCAGCUGUGUUUGAGGCUCUGGAAAAUACCACCUUCUCUGUUACCAUAGGACCCUCUGGUGCUGACAGAGGCUACGAGGCCAUUGCUGGUCAAGUGGGUUGGGGCAUUGCUUACUACAUCAAUGAUACCUUGGUGCCCGAGCUGGUGGUACAGAGAGGCCAGACCUACACGUUCAUGGUAGAGGCGGGGAAUACCCCUGCUAACCCUGCCAAUUACCACCCCCUCUACAUCACUGAUGACAUUCACGGUAGCCGGGUGUUCAAGACACCUGAAGAGAAAAAGGCUGAGACUGUGUUUGCUGGUUUUGAUGAAAAUGACAACGUUACUGCAGCUGGUAGACUGUGUGCAUGCACAGAGGGUGCCGAGGCUGCCAGGGUGAGGGAGAGUUGUGGGAGUCGCCAGGAUUAUGAAGAGAGCCUGGAGUGCAGCUGUCGAGAUGGGGAGCCAGCUAUCCUAAUAUGGACCCCUGACGCAGACACUCCAGAUAUUGUCUAUUAUCAGUGUGCCAUUCACCUCAACCUGGGAUGGAGGAUUCGUGUACAAAACCCCAUAGAUCCAUGUGGCUCAAUUAAUUGCCCCUCUAAUGCUCAGUGUAAAGUGUUCACUCCUCCAUUUAUUGGGGAUAUAAUUCGAGGAACUGAAGAAGGGUUCUGUGACCCCUCAUGUGAGCUUGAUAAUGGCGGGUGUAGUGAGGAGGAGGAGUGCCGGCUAGUAGCGCCAGCGUGCAUACCUGACAGGCCCUGCCCUUUCUUUGUCAACUGUCUCCUCAAAGAUCCGUGUAGGAAUUCUGAGUGUCCAUCCCAUGCCAAGUGUGAGGUGUUUGACAAUAUCUUCACUCGAGAAGCUUUCUGUGCGCCCUCUUGUGAAGUCGACAAUGGCGGAUGUGAGGAAGAGGAGGUCUGCAGUUUGAACCAAGUACAAUGUGUGCGAGCCCCCUGUCCACCCGUUGUCGAAUGUCUGGCUCCAACCACGCCCACUGAAGCCAUGACAACACAGACCCCAGACCCGUGCUCAUCUUUUGAGUGUUCGUCCCACGCCCAGUGUCGAGUGUUCCAGACUGGUCAGGCAUACUGUGACCCUUCCUGCUCGGUGGACAACGGUGGUUGUGAGGAGGACGAGACAUGUCAAUUGUUAGCCACACCUUGUGCUGCUCCUCCUCUGAACCGCCCCCCCUCACCUUGCCCUCUGGUGGUGGUUUGUACCCCUGUGACUACACCCUCUCCUGAAGUGACCUUGCCCACUGAAGCAGUCACCACCAUCCCUGCACUAGAUCCCUGUGACCAGUUGAGCUGUCCCUCCCACGCUACAUGCGAGAAGUUUAUAGUGCCGUUCAGUGGCUCCUACACUGCCUUCUGCCUACCGUCCUGUGACAUGGAGAACGGGGGGUGUGCUGAGGAGGAAAUAUGUUCUCUGGUGGAGCAAAUUCUAUGCCCUGCUGAUGCACCCUGUCCGCCUACUGUGAGGUGUUCUCCUAAAGACCCGUGCUCAUCUUUUGAGUGCCCGUCCCACGCUCAGUGUCGAGUGUUCCAGACUGGUCAGGCAUAUUGUGACCCUUCCUGCUCUGUGGACAAUGGUGGCUGUGAGGAGGACGAGACGUGUCAAUUGUUGGCCACACCUUGUGCUGCUCCCCCUCUGGACCGACCCCCUUCACCCUGCCCCCUGGUGGUGGUUUGUACCCCUGUAACCACACCCACUCCUGAAGUGACCUUGCCCACUGAAGCAGUCACCACACCUGAACCAGAUCCCUGUGACCAGUUGAGCUGUCCCUCCCACGCUACAUGCGAGAAGUUUAUAGUGCCGUUCAGUGGCUCCUACACUGCCUUCUGCCUACCGUCCUGUGACAUGGAGAACGGGGGGUGUGCUGAGGAGGAAAUAUGUUCUCUGGUGGAGCAAAUUCUAUGCCCUGCUGAUGCACCCUGUCCCCCUACUGUGAGGUGUUCUCCUAAAGACCCGUGCUCAUCUUUUGAGUGCCCGUCCCACACUCAGUGUCGAGUGUUCCAGACUGGUCAGGCAUACUGUGACCCUUCCUGCUCUGUGGACAAUGGUGGCUGUGAGGAGGACGAGACGUGUCAAUUGUUGGCCACACCUUGUGCUGCUCCCCCUCUGGACCGACCUCCUUCACCCUGCCCCCCGGUGGUGGUUUGUACCCCUGUGACUACACCUACUCCUGGAGCGACCUUGCCCACUGAAGCAGUCACCACACCUGAACCAGAUCCCUGUGACCAGUUGAGCUGUCCCUCCCACGCUACAUGCGAAAAGGUUUUAAUACAGUUUAUAUCGCCAUCCGGCUUCUACGCUGCCUUCUGUCUACCAUCCUGUGACAUGGAGAACGGGGGGUGUGCUGAGGAGGAGAUAUGUUCUCUGGUGGAGCAAAUAUGCCCUGCUGAUGCACCCUGUCCACCUACUGUGAGGUGUUCUCCUAAAGAUCCAUGUGGCUCAAUUGAGUGCUCCGCUAAUGCUCAGUGUAAAGUGUUCACUCCUCCUUUUGGUGAGAAAUUUGGAGGAAUUGAAGAAGGGUUCUGUGACCCCUCAUGUGAGCUUGAUAAUGGCGGGUGUAGUGAGGAGGAGGAGUGCCGGCUAGUAGCGCCAGCGUGCAUACCUGACAGGCCCUGCCCUUUCUUUGUCAACUGUCUCCCCAAAGAUCCGUGUAGGAAUUCUGAGUGUCCAUCGCAUGCCAAGUGUGAGGUGUUUGACAGUAUCUUCUCUCGAGAAGCUUUCUGUGCUCCCUCUUGUGAAGUCGACAAUGGCGGAUGUGAGGAAGAGGAGGUCUGCAGUUUGAACCAAGUACAAUGUGUGCGAGCCCCCUGUCCACCCAUUGUCGAAUGUCUGGCUCCAACCACGCCCACUGAAGCCAUGACAACACAGCCCCCAGACCCGUGCUCGUCUUUUGAGUGUUCGUCCCACGCCCAGUGUCGAGUGUUCCAGACUGGUCAGGCAUACUGUGACCCUUCCUGCUCCGUAGACAAUGGUGGCUGUGAAGAGGACGAGACGUGUCAAUUGUUGGCCACUCCUUGUGCUGCUCCUCCUCUGGACCAACCCCCCUCACCCUGCCCCCUAGUGGUGGUUUGUACCCCUGUAACCACACCCACUCCUGAAGUUACCGUUCCCACUGAAGCAGUCACCACACCUAAACCAAACCCGUGCUUGUCUUUUGAGUGUUCGUCCCACGCCCAGUGUCGAGUGUUCCAGACUGGUCAGGCAUACUGUGACCCUUCCUGCUCCGUAGACAAUGGUGGCUGUGAAGAGGACGAGACGUGUCAAUUGUUGGCCACUCCUUGUGCUGCUCCUCCUCUGGACCGACCCCCCUCACCCUGCCCCCUAGUGGUGGUUUGUACCCCUGUGACCACACCCACUCCUGAAGUUACUGUUCCCACUGAUGAAGCAGUCACCACACCUAAACCAAAUCCUUGUAGUACAGUGAGAUGUGAAGCCGGCUACAGCUGUGAAGUGUAUGAGCCAACCAAUGAGGCGUAUUGCGAGCCGUCAUGUGGCCUGUCCAACGGUGGGUGCUCCCUGGGAACCCACUGCAUUCUUCGACUGGACCCAGAAUGCAAGGAUGGGCCAUGUCCAUCGCUAAGGAGUUGUUGUCUUUACCCACGCUGUGACAUGGACUACUGUAGCAACAAGGCAACGAGGAGAAGCCUGUGUACCAAUGUGUAUGGGUCACGAUGUGGCGAUGAAGAAUGUCCAGUCACGUUUUGUCAUGCUUGUUACUUCUCACCUGUUGACCAACCGUUUCCGGGGAACUGUGAAACUUGUGGAGACUACACUGUCAUUAACCGAUGUACUAAAAAAUGGGCUAUUUGCACAAGAAGAGCUCAUUUCAAGGCUUAUGGAGAGGUGAUAUUGAUCGGACACUAAACUACUCAUGCAAUGUCCUUAGUAAUCUCUAUAAAAAAGGAGGGUUUAUGGAAGGUAAAGUAAUGCUUAGAUAAUAAAAUAGAAGCUUACCUAGUCGUCUUGUCACUCAGCUACGUAUAGCUAUAUAAAUAAUUAUCUAGGCCUCCUCUUGUGCAAUACACAAAGACACAUGGCUGUUAUGAGAUCAUUAUUUUAGUGCGCAUGCGCAUCAUAACUAUGACCUUUGGCCUUCAAUCUUUGCAUGCCAGGACACUAUGACCGAGCAAGUAGCUAAAUUGCCGGUCAAAUAGGCUAAUUGCUCGGAAAUUGACCGAGAUCGACUGUUAUUUAUACCUUUGAUAUGUAUACUGUACUCAGUUAUACUUA
Halichondria panicea is the source of this 5931-nucleotide messenger RNA. RefSeq names its product mucin-2-like. The record is from RefSeq and is a predicted model, not a curated record. Bases 103 to 5565 code for a protein of 1820 amino acids. The transcript is spliced from 36 exons. Lineage: Eukaryota; Metazoa; Porifera; Demospongiae; Suberitida; Halichondriidae.